AUGUUGGAGGGUGUGCUGGCCACGAUCCUCAAUCGCUUUUUGGCGGCAUAUGUGGAUGGCCUCAAUACUAAUCAGCUCAAUGUGGGGAUAUGGAGUGGUGAUGUGAAGCUCAGGAACUUGCGCUUGAAGCGCUCGGCCCUCGAUAAGCUACGUCUGCCCAUUGAUGUAAAGGAAGGGUACCUGGGACAACUCACAUUAUCGAUUCCCUGGUCAAACCUGAAGGGAAAGCCAGUGCGCGUGCUUGUGGAAAACGUGUCUUUACUUGCUAUGCCCCGGGACGCCUCUGUGGCUGUUGACGAAGAGCAGGAGGACGAGCGCUGUCAAGCAGUCAAGCAGCAGAAGCUUGCACAGGCUGAGCUACUAUCUGCCGGAAUGGCUGAUACUAAAGAAGACUCUGAGAAGACGGAGUCGUUCAUCAGCUCGCUCGUGACGCGCAUUGUCGACAACGUGCAAGUGACGGUGCGCAAUGUCCAUAUUCGGUAUGAAGACUGUUUGUCCGAUCCUCUACACCCAUUCACUAUGGGUAUCACACUAGCUGAGCUCUCAGCAGUGUCGACAGAUGAGAAUUGGGAGCCCACUUUUGUGCACAACUCCUCGUUAGGUAUUCACAAAUUAGCGCGCCUAGACUCCCUUUCGAUUUACUGGAAUACGGACGCCGAGUUUUUAACUUGCUCUUCGCCUGAAGAGCUGCAAUCAAAGCUCAAUGAACUGAUCCCUACCAAGGACGAUAUCCCAUCGCACCAAUACAUCAUGGAGCCUGUGAGUGGCGUUGGCAAGCUCAUCAUGCGGCAUCAAGCUACGAAAGAGCUUCCUAAGUUGGAUGCACAGCUUGUCCUAGAUCAAAUCGGUUUCACACUAAAUGACCAGCAAUACCGUGAUGGCCUGAGUGUGGCGAACCUGUUUAGUUUCUAUGGACGUCAAGCCCAAUACCAGCGUUUCCGCCCCACCGAGGCACAACUCGCGGAAAAUCGCCCCAGAGCCCUGCUGCGCUUUGCGGCACAGGCCAUCCUUAAUGAGGUGCACCAACGCCGUCGCGUGUGGACGUGGGCCUUUAUGAAGGAGCGGCGCGAUAUGCGUCUUAAGUACAUUGAGCUUUUCAAGGCCAAUGGUGGCAAGCCGCCCCUGCCUGCGAAUGAAUCAGGCAGCAAUUCCAGGGAUGAGGCACUGCGCGACUUGGAGCGCCGGCUGGAAUACCGCGAUAUUCGCUUCUAUCGUUCAAUGGCGAGGCGUGAUUUGCGUCGUAACAAGCUGAAGGCAGCUGAGGACCAGGAGCAGGAGACGCAGGAGACUCCAGCACCAUCAGGUGGAUGGCUCGGUUGGAUCUGGGGCAGCAGUGGUUCCAAUCAGGCCAAGGGUGAUACGUCGCUGAAUACAGAGCAGCGCAAAGAGUUGUACGACGCCAUUGAGUGGGAUGAAGAAACUGGUGCGUCGAACCUGCCGACUCUCGACGAUCUGCCGCCCGAGGCUGUGUCUGUGCACGUUACAGCAAAACUCAAGACAGGUUUCCUUCACCUACAGGAUCACAACUCAGGGAAGAACAUUGUAUCACUUGUCUUUGAUGAGCUACAGGGCCAAAUGAACUCACGGAUGGACAACUUUGACUUGUCGGUUACGCUGGAUGACAUGCAUGUGGAAGAACAGCUUUCGGAUGCAACGCAAUUCCGUGAUAUUGUGCGUGUCAAAGGCCGUGACGAGUCUGAUGAGCUGGUUCCGCUGUUCUUCCUCCAGUUCGAACACCAUCCACUUGAUGGUCGUGCAGAUAAUGCACUGCAGCUGCGCAUGCAGUCCAUGGAAAUUGUGUAUCAUGCCUCAUACGUGGAGUCAAUCGUUCAUUUCUUCCAGCCGCCAGAGACGGAGCUCGAAGUCAUUGGAGCUCUGAUGGAUGUGGCAAGCUCAACACUUGAAGGCAUCCGGCGCGAGACACGUGCUGGCCUUGAGAACGCGCUUGAGAACCACAAAACGAUUGAUGUGUCUCUGGAUGUGCAGUCGCCGAUUUGGAUUCUCCCUGAAGUCCUAACGACACGAGACUGCCAUAUGUUGGUGCUCGAUGCAGGUCAUUUAGCUGUGCGGUCUCUGCUAGCUGAGCCUGAAACCAUGGAGGUGAUCCGUGCGAAGCAUUUCCGUCAGUAUACGGAAGAGGACUAUCAUCAGCUGGAAGAGCUAAUGUAUGAUCGCUACUUUAUCAAGCUAGAGGCAGUGCAACUGGUGCUGGGUCAAGGAUACGAGGCGUGUAUGAAGAGCAUUUCUGCUCCUGAGGUGCAAGGUAUGCAUCUUCUUGAGCGAAUCAAUCUCUCUUUCACGUUGCACAGUUCGAUUCUUCCUCGUGCGCCAAAUUUGACCAAAUGCAAGCUCACUGGCACACUGCCGCUCCUGCACAUUCACUUUUCAGACAAGAAGUACCGACUUCUUCUUCAGUUGAUCCUAAGCGCGAUUCCUACGAUCAGCAGGGAAGAAGCUGCGGGUCCGGACGCACCAUCGCAUCCGAAGCACGAUCGGCGGCCGCGUCUGAUCGACUAUGAUGAGCUUGAGGAGCCGGAUCUAUUGGCGGACGAUUUGGAUAGCGAGGAUGACGAAGAGCGAUUUGAGGAUCCGCAAGUCCAGGCACCAGAGGCUUUGUCGGAGCAACAAAAGAUUUUUGAAUUUGAAAUGCUUGUGGAGCAAGUGUCUGGAACGGUGAGCAAAUCGCAGACCAACGAGGAUGAUCAGCUGCUGGCAGAAGCCGUGUUCCAGCAGUUCCGUUUGGGUGUUUAUGUAUUCAAGAAUAAGCUACAGGUUGAUGUGCGUCUUGGAUCCUUGGACCUUGUUGAUUGCAUGGUCAAGCAAGACCCGACGUUCCGGCACAUGAUCACAUCUCGUUGCCUUGAAACGGAGAAGCAUGAGAAUGUUUCGCAUGAGGAAGCUCAUGACCUUGUGUUCGUGCAAUAUCUCAUGGUGUCCCCCAACUCCCCCGAGUUCCACGACAAGUUUGAGGGCAUUGAGGAUUCAAUCACGGUGAAUCUAUCGACAAUCAAUUUGAUGGUCACAAGGGAGAGUGUUCUAACAGUAUAUGACUGGAUCUUGCAGACAUUCACCUCGGCCGGCGCUGAAUCCGAGCCGGUACCGGAGAAACCGGUGACUCAACCCGAGGGAGAAGCGGUUAGCAAGGCAUCGAAGAUGCGCAUCAAGAUUAAACUCUCGUCCAUUUUGUUGCGUCUAAACGAUGAUGGGGAGCUGCUAAGCUCGCUGGAGCUCUCGACGGCUGAUAUUGCUUUGCUCCUUCGUGAGAACUCGAUGCGAAUUGCCGCGCGAAUCGGUUCGCUAUCGCUCAGAGAUGAGAAGCCGCGGCAGCGCAUUGACCCGUCCUUGGCCAAUCUGCUGUCGAUUGAAGGCGACGAGCUUGUCGACUUUGCUAUGGAGACGUUCGAUGCGCGUGACGAGCAAUAUCCCGGCUACGACACGUCAAUCUGGUUACGGUGCAACACGCUUAAGUUGGUGUACAUGGCAGAGCCGUUCGCGGACAUGGUUGAGUACUUUGCCAAGUUUGCGAAGCUCAAGGCGGUGUAUGACGUGGCAAAGAACGCUGCGUCUGCACAAGCCUCGCAACUACAGUCCAGGCAGGGUCAAACCAAGUACGACGUGCUUGUUCGAAGUCCGAUCGUUGUCAUUCCACACGACAUGAGCAGUCGCAAUCGUAUGACGGGACAUCUCGGUGAGCUUUAUGCGCAUAACCACUUUUCAAACCACGCGGGAAAGCUCGAGUCUACGCUUCAGGCAGGUCUGCGUCAGAUCCAUCUCGAAUCGGCCAUUGAAAGUAAAGGACAGCUGCAUGAGCUGAGUAUGCUCGACAAUGUGGACGUUGAGCUCAAGAUGGUCGAGCAAUUACCCCCUUCGAGCGACGGCCAAGAGUCGCUGCGUUCAACGCGCUUCUCCGCAUCCAUGUCAAACGUUAGCAUGACACUGACGCAGCAGCAAUACUGUUUGCUUAUGCGCGUCCUCCGCAGCUGCAGCACGGUCAUCCCAGCAACGGACCCGUCGCCCGAAUUGGAGAAGGUGCAUCCGCCUGAGACGCUAGCAAAGACCGAGGUGUCACCUGUCGCGCCCCACCACAUCGAGGGUCAAUUUUCACUGGCGCAAAUCAGUUUAAACCUCUAUGACGACUCGGCCACCAACAAGGCUUCAUUGGAGCAAGCAAGCCUUUUCCGGUUCAUAAUGGAUGACGUGCAGCUGAAGCACCACCAGGACCCCAGGUCUGGUCUUGAGCUCGAAGUCGAUAUUAAGUCGUUCUCGGCUACAGACACGCGUCGCUCCCGCGACACGUAUUUCCGCGAUUUGGUUCCCAAGAUGGAGCACAAUGGCCGCCAAUUCAUAUUGAACUAUACACGAACACCCGACCCGGAGAGCCACGCCUUGAUGGUGGUUACGGUCGACAGUCCCAAGCUGAUUUUCUCGUUGGAUCCUCUAUUUGCACUGAUCCACUUUGUCAAUGCCGGUAUGCCGCGCGAUUCCGAGGUAGCGGAAGAGGACAGCGCUCCCGAAAUUGCGGCCCAGACGGAGGCCCAGCGCGGCGCGGACGCUACGGCGCCGUACUCUGCCGAGUCGAGCUUCUCUUUCCGCGUGAAUGUAAUCGAGCCGCGCAUCUUGCUCCUCUCCUCGCCCGAGCGCUCUGACUCACAAGCCAUUGUGCUACUCAUGCGACAGGUGGUGCUUUCACAGCAGACUGUGCUGGCAUUGACCAUGACACAGCUCGGUAUUUUUGUCUGGCGCAUGAAUGCGCCCAAUGAGCGUCAGCGGCUCUUGAGCAACCUCGACGUUUCCCUAUCGAUGGACUCGAAGAUGACGUCGACAGGCAAGAUUACGAGCAUGGAGGUGGAUGUGGAGCGAGUGUUUGUGCGGCUCAUGCGCUCAGACGUGGAACUUAUCACUGCUGUGGUGUCUAAUGCAAUUGCUUUGAGUAACGAGUCGGGCGACGACAAGGGCGAGGAACCCAAGGAGGCUGCUAACUCAAAGGCGCUUGUCUCCCCGUCGGUGCUGAACAAGGUGACGCAGCCUGCUGAGGACAAUGGGCAGGUGCUCUUCACGCGUGAGGAGCUGCGGAUCCAGUGUGAAGGCGUACAAGUGAUGUUGAUCAGCGAGGUGCAUACACUGCCGCUCCUUGAUCUGAACGUGGACCCAUUCAAGGUGACGGUCACGGACUGGUCAGCUGAUGUGCGCAUGCACAUGGAGCUGCAGCUGCGCCUGAACAACUUUAACCUGUCCACCUCGUACUGGGAGCCUUUCAUUGAGCCAUACAAGCUGAAUCUGCGCUAUGAACGUAUACUGACACCACCUAGCAGCACCUUUACAGUGUCAUCGCCCCAUUGCCUCGAAGUGAAUGUGGCGGCGCUCAUGGUCGAGACGACCACGACAAUGCUGUCGUACCUGGACGAGGACAAUCGUCUGCGGGAGGAUGCGCGGCACCUCGCACCGUUCCUCAUUCGCAACCGCACUGGAUAUCCGAUCAGCCUCUGGUCUGAGUCCUCCAUACCGAGUGCCGGACGUAAUGCGCCUCAGACCCUCGAGAAUGGCCGGGACAUGCCUUGGUCUUUUAGUGAUUGGCGUUCGAUCCGUGAGAAUGUUUCCGAACCGGGCUACAACCGUCUUUCGGUGCAUAUGGAAGGUAUGCCUUGGGACCGUGUGCGGCACAUCGCCGUGGAGCGGGAAGGGGAGUAUGUUAUGACCCUGCGUCCGAAGUUGGACAAGGUAAGCCACCGGUUGCUGUGUGAAGUCAAGUUGGUGAACAAUGUCAAGCAUAUCACGUUCCAAUCAACGUUCCGAGUGGAUAACCGGGCACUGAUCCCCUUCGAGGUUGGUUUGGUCGAGGCCCACGGGCAGGUGGGAGACACCAUACUGCGAAUCGAACCCGGUACAAGCUCGUCGCUGCCGAUUUGUGCUGCCUACGACAAGCGCCUCAAGGUGCGCCCUGAUCCGGGGCUCGGCUAUACAUGGUCGCGCGAGACGGUGGGCUGGCAGGACCUCAUGGCGAAUGCGUCGAAUACAUUCACGUGUGACUCGCAUGACGAGAGCGAGGCGCCCUUCCAGUUCCAGGCGUUUGCGAUCCAUGACGCACAGCAUGCGUCGAGCCGCAACUAUCCCCGACUGACGCUCGCAGUGCGCGCGCCGGUGGAGAUUGAGAAUUUGCUGCCGUAUGAUGUGCACUACCGCCUCUUUGACAAGAACCUCAACUUGAACUGGUCCAGCUUCCUCCGACGUGGCGCUGUCUCACCCGUGCAUGUCGUGGCGCUGCAACACCUGCUCCUGCUGAGUAUUGAACUUCAAGACUCAGUCUACUCGCCCAGUGAGUUUGCGAUUAUUGCUUCGGACAACCCCGAUGACUUCCAGGUCGAGCAUGUGCUGCCACUCGCUGACAAGUCGAACUUGAAGCUGGAGCUGCGCCUACACUACCACACGUACCCCGACUCGGGCGGUGCAUUUAAAGUGCAGAUCUACGCGCCGUACAUCUUCCUCAACCUGAGUCAUUUGCCUGUGACGAUCAAAUCACGCCCCUGGGCGGGCCACUCCAAGAUGGUGGCUGGACAGGAAGCCGACGCGCCACCCGUUGAGGCGCCCGAACACAGUCCGCCAUUUUUGUUGAGCCGCGUGCGGGAACGCAACAACCGGUUCGUCCUGCGUGUGGGCGACUCCAGCUGGUCCAAGCCGCUGUCGUUUGAUGUCAUUGGGUCCGAAGUGGGUGUCGCCAUUCCGUCGGCGCAGGGCGACCGUGAGCUGCAGCUCGGUCUCGACGUGCAGGACGGUCUGGCCAAGUUCAAGCUGAGCAAGGUCGUCAAGCUCACGCCGCGGUACCUGGUGCACAAUACCCUACCGGUGGGCAUUCGGAUUGCCGAGGCCUCAGGCAGCGAGCCGGUCCGUAUUGGGCCAGGCGAGAGUCAGCCGUUGCUUUGGCUGCAUGUGGCGUCCGCAAAGAAGGCUGUGCUGGCUUGCGACGACAGCCAGAACUGGACGGCGCCGUUCAGUAUCGACAACGUCGGUGUUGUCUUUUUGCGCAUCGAGCACAAGGGCCGACCCCAAAGUCUGUGUCUCGUGGAUGUGCAAGUGAGUGGCCCGACGAUCUUUAUCCGCAUCCUCAACGCAGAAGGUCGCUGGCCGUUUGUGCUGCGCAACGAGACGAAGCAGCGUGUCACAUUCACACAGACAUCGAGCCUAAACGCGUCGCAGCGCAGCGCGCGCGACAUGGAGGCCAAGCGGUAUGUGUUGCAGCCCCGCAGCAAGAUGAAGUAUGCGUGGGACUUCCCCGCCGAUACAGACAAGUACAUCCGUCUGGAGAUCAAUGGCAGCGAGCAUGUCAUCAACAUACUGGAAAUUGGCUCGCUGCUGCCGUUCCGGUUUGCCGCGCGCGGCGACGCGCCGGCUGGCGUGGUGUCCCUUGAUGUGCGUGCGGACAAUGACGUGCAAACGAUCGUCAUCUCAGACUACUCUGAGUCGAAGAGCAACUUCAAGCCCACGCAGGAUGCACUGCCGUCGUCGACGCGCGAGUUGGGCUUUGAAGCGGUCAACGUGGAUACAUCGAUCCUGUUUUCGUUCCGCGUCGAGCUCGCUGGUGUGGGCGUUUCCCUCAUCUCCAGCCGAGUGCGUGAGAUUGCGUACAUGACGUUCCGCGGCUUGGAGCUAAGCUACAGCGAGUCGCAGGUCACGACCGCGGUGAAUGUGAUCUGCAAGUGGAUCCAGAUCGACAAUCAGACGGUGGGCAGCAUCUUCCCGAUCGUGCUGUAUCCGACGGUGGUGCCGAAAGACGGCAAGGAGCUCGACAUCCAUCCGACACUGCAGGCCUCCGUCAUUCGCAGCAAGGACGACACACACGGUGUGCGCCACAUUAAGUAUGCCUCGGUGCUGCUGCAGGAGCUGACGGCCGAGUUGGACGAAGACUUUUUGUAUGCCGUGUACGACUUUUUCAAGUCGAGCAGUCGAAUGUCCGAGAGGCAGUACGAAGCGGGUAUGUACAUCGAGCACGAGCACGAGCUGCUUGAGCCACCCGUGCAGUCUGUGGCCACCGACCAGAUCUACAUUGAGAUUUUGCACUUGCAGCCCGUGGCGCUGAACCUGUCGUUUAUGUCGACUUCGCACGAGGGCCUGGACGAUGCAGAAAACUCACGCACGCUCUUCUCGUACCUCUUCACAAUGCUUACCAUGGUGCUGGGCAACGUGAAUGAGGCGCCUGUGCGCCUCAAUGCGCUUGUGAUUGAGAACGUGCGAUUGUCCAAGACGGUGUUGCUCAACCGCAUGGCAUACCACUACGGCCAGGACUUUUUGUUCCAAGUGCACCGCAUCCUAGGCUCGGCCAACUUUUUGGGCAACCCCGUCGGCCUGUUCAACAACGUCAGUUCGGGUGUGGCGGACAUCUUCUACGAGCCCUACUAUGGUCUUGUCAUGCAUGGCAACCGCGAGUUGGGCUUUGGUAUCGCGCGUGGUGCGAGUAACUUUGUGAAGAAGACCGUGUUUGGUGUUACGGACAGUGUGUCGAAGCUCACCGGCUCGAUUAGCAAGGGAUUUGCGGCAGUGACUAUGGACCGCGAAUUCCAGACUCGUUGGCGCAUGACGCACUUCAGGAACAAGCCGAAGCACGCGAUCUAUGGCAUCACGGUCGGUGCCAACUCGCUCUUCACGAGUGUUGCGAGCGGCAUCGAAGGCUUGGCGCUGCGUCCGCUGGAGGGCGCUGAGGAAAAUGGGGCUGCUGGCUUUGUGCAGGGUAUGGGCCGAGGUCUCAUUGGUGCUGUGACCAAGCCGGCGGCUGGCUUCUUUGACAUGGCGAGCAGUAUCACCGAGGGCCUGCGCAACACCACGCUCGUGUUUGAGCAGAACCAUAUCGACCGCGUGCGGCUGCCGCGGUAUAUUGCGUCGGACCACAUCAUCCGCCCCUUCUCGGAGCGCGAGGCGCUUGGCCAAAUGUGGCUGCAGAGCGUGGACCAGGGGCGCCUGGUCCACGAUGAAUAUGUGGCGCAUGUGAACACGAAUACCCAGCAGGGCGACAUUGCGAUCAUGCUCACCGAGUCGCGGAUCCUCUACAUCCGCAUGAUGGGCCUCAAGGUGCUAUGGGAAGUCCUCUGGUCGGACCUUAGUACGAUCUCGUACGUCAAGCUAUCUAACCACAGACUCGAAAACGACGGGAUCUCCCUCGUGCUUCGCGGUGGCGUGCUGGGCCCCCUGCUCACGAUCACCGAGCAGAGCACGCGCCUGUGGCUGUUCCGCCAGAUUUCAGGGUACGUCGACGCGUCUCACGCCAGUGUCGUGCAGAAGUACAAUGCUGCGCACUCGUAG
Malassezia sympodialis ATCC 42132 is the source of this 9288-nucleotide messenger RNA. RefSeq lists its product as uncharacterized. Gene Ontology annotation, biological process: protein targeting to vacuole; mitochondrion organization; protein retention in Golgi apparatus. The transcript has a single exon. The coding region runs from base 1 to 9288 and encodes 3095 amino acids. The record is from RefSeq and is a predicted model, not a curated record. Lineage: Eukaryota; Fungi; Basidiomycota; Malasseziomycetes; Malasseziales; Malasseziaceae.